Molecule: messenger RNA, 2222 nt
Organism: Drosophila novamexicana
Lineage: Eukaryota; Metazoa; Arthropoda; Insecta; Diptera; Drosophilidae
Exons: 7
Source: RefSeq, a predicted model, not a curated record
CGUCUCGCCACAGUUGAAAUAAACGACUUUACGACACUGGCGGAUUUGCUAAAAAACAUACAAUCCUUGUGGCUAACGAGCUGGUUUGGCUCCCACAACAACAACAGCAACAGCAGCAGCAACAGCAACAACAACAACAGGAGAAGGAAACAGCAAAAAGACGCCGGCUCUGUCGAUGCUGGCGUUUACACGCUACAACAGCCGCAUAAAUUUCCGCUUCAAUUGGACGUGUACGGCGGUAAUUGCAGCUUUGAUUACCAGCAACACGAACUGCCAUCCGGACAUUACCAACAACAGCAGCAACAGCAAGAGCGACAACAACAACUAGAACGCGCCGCAUCAGCAGCUCAAGAGCAAUCAACACUUUCCAUACAGCAUCUAAAACAGCUGAAAAAUCAGGGCAAAAGGCAGCGGCAACAGCAGGCGGAGCAGUGGAGAUUUUUAAGAAUUUCCUCCGAUAUUAACGAGACGAAAUUUAUUGAAAGUUCAGCGGCUCAAACAAUGGACGAUAUGGUUUAUCAAUGCAGCAAUCAGAACUCGAUUUACGUACUCAAUGCCGGCUACAAUCCAACAUACGGCGAGCUUGGCGCACAUGCGUUGGCAGCAACAGGGCGUGAAAUGAAUGGCAGCAGCAGCAGCAGCUCGGGCAGCAGAACAACAAGCAAUUCAAUUGGGGCAAGUUGUUCAAGUGCCGCCUGCAGUUUGCAGCAUAAAUUCAAAACUUUUGGCACAGCCAACGCCAACUCGUCAGCUGCGGCAGCAACAGCCACAUCAACAAUAACAAACCCAGCAGCAGCGGCAACAACAACAACGAGCUACGUAAAUCCGAUCGCUACAUCAAUGUCAACCGCAAUGUGUUCACCGGCAACGGCAGCGCUGCAGAAAUUGUUCAAUUGCAACGUCACAGUCGGCGGCGGCGUUGGAUCCAUUGGCGACAACUGCCAAAAUGUCAGCCACAGAAAUCAGCAGCAGGGCCACAGCAACAGCAGCAACAACAACAACAAUUGCCCAGUCGGGAGCCGUAACAAUAGCUGCCUGUCAGCAACAGCCUCGCAUAGAUGCCGCUGCGUUGCGCACGAGGACGCUGCAAAUGGAACUGGCAAUGGAAAUGGAAAUGGGAGUGGAUGUGGAUGUAAAAGUGGAUGUGGAAGUGGAAACGGUGUGGCAACAGCAGCAGGUGCACUUCCGUUGCUUGGCGCCGUGGCCAACAGGAAGAAAUGCACCAAUGUCAAAUCAACGCUUAUUGCCAAGAAGACAAAGUUUUUGAAAAUUCUCGAAGAAGAGAAAUGGCGCAGCAACCAGCAGCAGCAGCAGCCGCAGCAGCAGCUGACACCGGAUGAGGCGGAAGCUUGCGGUGCCACACAGCAGCCCAGCAGGGCCAACAGCAAUAGGGCGGAUCCCCACGCAGCGUCCACGUCCACUUCAACGGCCGCAUCAUCAUUUGCAGCUCACUCAGCCGGCAAGGAUAACAACAGCAACAUGAAAAAUCACAACAGCAACAACAACAACAGUCAAGAGGCAGCAGGCGUGGGAGCUGGAGCUGGAGCAGAACAACAGCAAAAUAAAUUGAACAAUUGGAGCAUGCAUAAUGACAACAACAACAAGUUGGCCAACUACACGCAACAACAGGAACGCGGAGCGGGCGAACGGAAGCUGGAGAGUUAUAAACAAGCCAACAGGUCCUCCAGCUAUGAGCUGUACCAGGAGGCGGCGGACAUACUAGGACUGAGCUGCAGCCUCUGUGAUAAUUGCCGUUGCUUGGACUGCCAGAGCGGGUACUUUGAUUGCGCCGAUGAUGAUGACGAGAGCUACUCGGAGCAAUCACUGAUGGAUGAGUACGACGAUGAAUACGACUAUGGCUAUGGCUACGAAGAGCAGAUGCUGCUCCCGUCCGGCCACACUAAUCAGUCAGCCAUGACACAGGCGGAGGGGCAGCGGCAGCGAGUCUCGGAACAGGAGCAGCAGUUAGAGCUGUGCUAUGCAGUUGAUUGCCAACAGAAUUGCAGCAAAGUUGACGGCCCACCAGAGUCGCAGGAGUCCGGAUCCGAGUGGAUGUCGAAGUCUGAGCAACGCUUGGCCAUAGAUUUUGAUUUAAUUAAUGCAACCAGCAGCCAAGUGCUGGAAAAUUGUUCAACAUUCAACGAUUUAAGUUUAUUGGAUGCCGAGCAGCAAGCGAAGCCAUUUACGUAAAUUAAGAUGAUAAACCGAAAACCAAAUGAAAA